Molecule: messenger RNA, 4881 nt
Organism: Grus americana (Whooping crane)
Lineage: Eukaryota; Metazoa; Chordata; Aves; Gruiformes; Gruidae
Product: high mobility group protein HMGI-C-like
Exons: 6
Coding region: 287-688 (133 amino acids)
Biological process (GO): regulation of DNA-templated transcription
Cellular component (GO): nucleus; chromatin
Molecular function (GO): DNA binding; transcription coregulator activity
Source: RefSeq, a predicted model, not a curated record
GUUCGGCUCGUUGUAAGGCUCCUGAAAUGAAUGUGUGCAGAGACUUCGGUUAGCUGCGUCUCUCCAGUGCAGAAGGGGUGUCAGCUGCUGGAUACCUCUUGUCUUUCUCUCCUGCCUUCAUUGCUAGGUCUGCUGGGGCCAGGUCAAGUGGCACUGCCCAACGUCUCAACAGGUAGAGGACAAUCUGUAACAACAUUGGAAAAGAAAGAGGAGACAAGUUUUCUUUCCUGGUCCAUGGUAAAAUAACUUGUUGGAUUAUCACCUAGAAACUGUGGAAAGUGGCAACAUGAGCAACGAGAGGCCAGUGAACCCUGGCUCAUCUACACUGACUGAAGGCCUAAAGAGAAAGAGGGGAAGACCAAAGAAGCAGCCACAGGGGGAGACUGUGGGACCAUUGCCAGCAAAGAAACCACGAGGAAGGCCAAAAGGAAGUAAGAAAGUGACUACUGUAUCUGGACAAAUGGUAGAACCUUCUGAUGGGAAAAGGCCAAGAGGGAGGCCCCGCAAAUGGCCUCAACCAGUGGCCCAAGAAGGAGUGUCUCAGGAAGGAAAUCCUCAGGGAAGCAGUGACUUGAAUUUGAACUUGGCGCCUGCCACACAAGGCUUCACUGGAAAAGACGGUUCCAGACCUGGCAAAACUACUGGUCUUAGGAGAUCUCUGAGUAACGUCCCUGCCACAGCACAGUAGUACGCCACCUGUUCAUGACUUGCAGAAGCCAGAGGACUGGAAAGCAAACAGGAUUUUUAAUGUCAUAUUUCAAAUUCUUCCUUUGUGAUAAUUUUGGCCAAGCUUUCUCUCCUGUUGUCUGCUGGCUUACCCCAAACGUCCAAACAGGGACUUAAGGGAAGAAAUGGCAAAUGCUUUGUCAGGGAGAUACCUUUCACUGUUUGUAGCAUAUUUUUUGUGAGGAUAUUAAUAUUUCUUAAAAAUACUUAUAUAACAUGGUGCCUUGCCCAGCCACGGUUCCAUAGAAAGACAGUGUUGACUCAGUAAUGCAGAUACAGUAAAAGAAACCUAUUUAUACAGCUGAUUGCUGAACUUACAUGUCACACCACCUCUGGUAGAUUGAUGGAGCAGUCCCAAGAGUUAAGUUUUGCUCAGUUGCUUAUAGGGAUUGCAUCUGAAAGACAGUCUUCAAGUCUUUUCCUUACUAUAAUCAGAAAGAAAAACCUUCAUGGCAGCAUUUCCAGCUUACCUAACGCCUUUGCUCCAGUGGUUAGUAAAACCUGGAUGCUUUAGAGGAAAGUCUUGAGGGUUGACUCUGAAAUUUUUAUCCUAGCCUGAUCAGCUCAGGGCCAUCUCCUAUAACUAGCUUUUGGCCUGGUGGCACUCCCCCUGAAUUUGAUAGCAACUUCAAGUGAACAAUGUUUACAAGCUUAGUCACAGUCACUGGAUUUCAUCACUUCAAAGGCGUGUCUGUAAAGAACCAGUUUCACAAAGGUUGCUUCCUUGCAGAGCCUCAGGAUUAGAUUUAAAUUAGUUUUAUCUUCAAUCCAUAAUGUGCGGAUGUGGGGUCCUCUAGUGUUGCAGCUAUGCAAAUAAGAGCUUGCUGAUACAGUUUAGUUUUGGGAGUUGGUCUGAGAUUGCUGGCUGCUCAGUCUCACAUUGUAUGCAGAUUUGUGCUUUGGGUGUCAGAGCUGAUCUUGCUAAAUUCUGAGGGAUUGAGGGCAUUUCCAAUAAGCAGUUGCAAACAGUGAAAUCCCAGUGGUGUUUUCCAUCCCGUGGAUGAUCUGCCUGCCUAUUAAAGGGACAAAGUGGGUAUUUCAAUUAUCUUUGACAAGAUGUAAAAUUGGCUAGCUUUACAGUGUUAAAUAUUUAAACAGAACAUAAUUGGCUUUAAAUUUAUGGCAGUGCAUAGCAGAAACCCGUGAAAUGGCAGUAUAUAUUGAGCUCAUUUAUUAUCCUUUCAUCAGAGGUCUGUUCCCUUAGCAGGUAUUUAUUUAACACAAGAAAAUGUAUGCAGAACUAAGAGGAAGGGCAAAGGGCUGACUGGAGAGAGAUAAUAGGAAAAAAAAAUUUUUUUCGUUCUAGGCCACUUUGUCCAGUCUGCCCAGUUUAGUGGUGAUCAGAGUCCUGACCCUGUUAAUUCUCUCUGGUUUGCCCUAACAGUAGUUUCUUGUGUAUGGAGUUUGGUGGACUCAGCAGAAAAGUGCAUCACAGCAACCUUUGUGCUUCCUCUGCCACGUAGCAGAGAAAUCCAAGGAUUAAAUGGAUUGGAUCAGAGGGACUGACCUAAAAGGUAUGCUGUAGGAUGAGGCAUGCCGCCAGGUGUGGGAAGAGUUUGACCCCGUUCUCCUGCAGUGUGGAUAAAUCCAGGUGGGACGUCAUGCAGACAAAUCUGUAGCCAUUGAUGGAUGACAAGAUCCAACUGGUGUUCCUCUAAAUUCAGGUUCGGGGGCUGCUCUUCUUCAGUGGACACAAAAGUUCAGCUGCAGUUCUUGUCUGCAUUCAAAGGUCAUGCCAGUGGCAGACCAAGAUAUUUUACCAACUUCUUUACCUGAUUUUUCAGGUGAAUUGGCAGAUGUAGUAUUCUGCUUGCAAAGUUAUACUGCCUGUUUAAUUAAGCCCUGUUACCUGAGACUAAUAGCUGUUACAAUGUGAGAGUGGAACUUCAGCUUCUCCUAAAUGGAUUAGGGAUUGACUCAAGCUUUUCUUAUGAUGAUGUAAGACCUUUCUCAGCUGGUGGCAUGGAGUAGGGAUGGAAACUACCUCAGCUAGAUAGUAAAUCUGUUUGCUUUAGGUCAGCAGUAUUCCUCUAGGACAUGCAAAGUACUACUUCCCUUUUUUAAAAAAAAAAAAAAAAUUAAAAUCUAGUCUUUGCUACCUCUUAAUACUCUAUUGGGAACCCACAGUAGGGAAUACAUCUCCAUAAAAAUGUUAAGUGCUUGAGAAGAACAAGCAGAAUUCCACACUAUUAGGAGCUACUCUGAGUGUAGUUGAAAUCCCAAUCCAUAACUUCUGCUUCCAUUUUUAUGCAGAGAUUGGGAGUGAAAGUCAAUGCCUAUUGCAGGCAGAAUUCCAGCCAUCUUCACAAAGCUAGGAUCUCAUGCUAGAUUACUUGCAUUUUCUUUUUUGAAAUGAUAAAUAUGUUUUAUUUCCCUUAUAGUUAGUUACCUUUUCUGUGUAGCCAAAUCCUACCUCUAAGCAAAUGCAUUUAAAGUGUUUUCUAGGCUCAGACAGUUUUGGUCUGACUCAGGCAAAAAUAAAAGGUUGUUACAGUUGGAUCAAAACACGGGAGAUGAAGGAGGUUUAUUAUCUAGCAAAGUUUGGAAGAUUGUCAUAAAUGGUUCUGGUUUUGGCGAAGGCAUAAAGAGCAUUGGCAACUUGCACAUUAGCCUUGCAGUUUGUUUUGAAUAAAGGUAUAAAACACAGCACCUCAGGCUUCUGCUUUGCCUCCACGUGCAACAACCUCAGCACAUGUGUAUCACCAGGAACGGGAGUUUCUCUCUUUAUCCGAAUUGGAGUUUUGGGGAUUAUAGAACAAGAUUUGGUUGGUCAGGAACACUUACAGGUCUAUAUGAAAAUAAGGAAUACUGAGCAUGAGCAAUCACAUGGAGGAAAACAGACAGGCCCUUAAACCCAACUGUGGGUACCCAAUUCCAUUCUUGUAUAUCUUAUACUGUAACUGGAACAUAAGCCAAUUCUGCUUCACGUGUACAUCCACAGCUGAGUCUGUUUAUGCCACACUAUUUUCUGUGUGGCAUACAAAUAUUUAGCUAGUCAUACAAUGAAUUCUGUUCCUGUGCAUAGCCUCUUCAGUUAAUCUGACAGCUUUCCUAACUAGUCCCAAGCGCUGUGUUUGCGGGCCAGAAGAUGAGGCAGAAAGCAAAUCAGAAAUACACCAACAGUAUCACCGUGGCGCUGCCAAUGCUGCUGCCCAGAAUGUUCACCCUGGUGUGGGCAGGCUAUUGUGGGCAGGUGAGCUGAUGAACCUGUAGUCUGUCCAGGAAUUCAGCUGGUUAAAGGAUAAUAUGGCAAACGGACAAGUUGGCAUUUGUCUUUCUGCACUCUGGGUGCCCAGGAUCUGCUAGGCUGGAAGCUCCUGCCUUUCUGACUUCUCCACCAAGCGACAAGCCUUCCUGAAGAGGUCUGAGUUUCCAUGCUGUGGAGCACUAAACCUUGACCCCCACAGAGCUUGUCCUUCCAAGUUUUUUACGCUUACUUCAGUCUUUGAAAAGAGUAGAGGAAUUCACUGCAUAUAAAUUCCCAACAGGUACUGAGGAUACACUCCAGCAGUUUUCUGUGGAAAACCAUAGAGUCAUAGAAUGGUUUGGAUUGGAAGGGACCUUAAAGCCCAUCUAGUUCCAACCCUCUGCCAUGGGCAGGGACACCCUCUGCUAGCCCAGGUUGCCCAAAGCCCCAUCCAACCUGGCCUUGAACACUGCCAGGGAUGGGGCAUCCACAUCUUCUCUGGGCAACCUGUUCCUCUCAUCACUGAUCUCCACUUGGACAUUGAGCUAUUGACCACAACUCUUUGAGUGUGACCAUCCAGCCAAUUCUUUCUCCAUUGUGUGGUCCAUCUAUCAAAUCCCUGGCUUUCCAGUUUAGAGACAAGGAUGUUGUGUGAGACAGUGUCAAAUGCUUUGCACAAGUCCAGGUAGAUGAUGUCAGUUGCUCUUCCCUUAUCCACCAACGUUGUAACCCUGUCGUAGGUGGCCACCAAAUUUGUCAGGCACUGUUUGCCCUUAGUGAAGCCAUGUUGGCUGUCACUGAUCACCUCCUCAUUUUCCAUGUGCCUGAGCAUAGUUUCCAGGAGGAUCUGCUCCAUGAUCUUGCCAGGCACAGAGGUGAGACUGAUUGGACUGUAGUGCCCUGGGUCUUCCUGUUUUCCCUUUUUAAAAAUGGGUGUUAUGUUUCCCCUUUUCCAGUCAGUGGGAAUU